This is a messenger RNA of Physella acuta, 1485 nucleotides long. RefSeq lists its product as uncharacterized. Gene Ontology annotation, molecular function: procollagen-proline 4-dioxygenase activity. Gene Ontology annotation, biological process: peptidyl-proline hydroxylation to 4-hydroxy-L-proline. Lineage: Eukaryota; Metazoa; Mollusca; Gastropoda; Physidae. The record is from RefSeq and is a predicted model, not a curated record. Gene Ontology annotation, cellular component: endoplasmic reticulum.
CACGCUCUCAUGCUGAGUAGGACCAACAAUGAGACCAUCACUGAGACCAGCAGUGAGACCAUCAGUGUGUGCUACAGCUAUGGACCGUGCUGGGACAUGUGUUUUGCUGUGUGUUCUGUGUCUAGUGUGUUCCCGUUGUGAAAUUUUUUCCUCUGUGGCCAAACUUAAGGCUCUGGUCAAAACCGAGGAGAAGUUUCUGGAAUAUUUAGAGAAUAUUUUAGAGGCGUCUAGCCAAGCCAAUAUCAACACAAAGAAAUUCAAAGAAUUAAGGAGGGUAGCAGAGAGAGUGAGGAGACGCCUAGCACACCUACCCGCCAACUUGUGCCACAGUCCAGUCUCCGCCCACCUGCUCAUCCGGCAAGUCUACCAUGACUGGCAGACGAUUGUAAAACCUGCUCAAACCACGGUUACUGCCCCUGAUUUUUUGGAAGAGAAUGUAGGAAACUUACGUGAAGCCAUUUCAAAAUGGCCGAACUGGGUGUCAGAAUCAGACAUUGAGGGUUCUGCUCUGGGUCUGGUCAGGAUUGCAGAGGUCUACAACAUCAUCCCCGCCCCCUCUUGGUUCAACGCUACACCAACACAUCGUCCCAUCGAGAGGUGCUUAGCUUGUCAAAACUUUGUCCAACUGGACAUAGGAACGCUCCCCCUCAUGUGUCCCAUCAUUGACAAGCACCACGGUCGUCAUGACUACCGACUGUUUGCCGCCAUAGACUACCUGGUUGUCAUGGAGACCGCCGUCAAAUUUGGGUUGUACGAGGAAGCGUUUCUUUGGUUGAACUGGUUUGAGGUCAACGUCUGCCCAGGUCAACCCAGUCACGUGAUCAGAAGGUCAAGGUCACUAAGACAAAGCUUGAGUUCACAGAGCAGACAGUCGUUGGCUAAUCAGGACGGAUUUCGACAAGACGAGGUGCAGGCUCAAUUUACCAAGUUGUGUCAAAGGUCAACUAGGGGAAGUCAAAGGUCAACUAGGGGAAGUCAUCCUGCGGAACAGGAUGAACAGAGCAGAAAGCUCUUGACCUGCCACUGGAGAUUUGUUUGGCCGUACUACAGGUUUAAAGCGGAGCUCUUGAACGUCCGCCCAGCACUCAUUCUCUAUCAUGACGUCAUCUCAUCCUCAGAGAUCCAACACAUGCAAGAGCAAGCCGUGAAAAAACUAGCGCCAUCAGAGUUGCCAAAUAGAACAGCAACAUCCACGCUGAUCCGUUCCAGUCAAACCGCCUGGCUGGAUGACGACACAGCGACACUUCACAAACUAUCCAUGCGUGUCGGUCAGAUCACUGGGCUGGAUACAAGAAGAACUGACCACGCCACUCCAGCCGAACCUUUCCAAGUGCUCAACUACGGCGCUGGCGGCGUCUACAGGCUCCACACAGAUUCUGUGAAACUGUCACGUGAUCUAGGCAAAGAAAAUAUAUCGGCACUACAAGAUGCAGGGGACCGACUGGCCACCUGGAUGUUCUAUGUAGGUACUCGCUGUCUGCUGGG